AUGGAUUAUUCGCUUUUAGUAGGUAUACACGAUCUGAAGAAGGGAAAUGAGGAGAAUUUGCGUGAUAAGACGCUUCGGGUUUUCCAGCCUGGGGGAGAGGACGAUGCGGAGCAACAGGCGAAAAUUUUAAUGAGAACGCCAUCCAAGCUUGAAAAUGUAAAACAGGCUAAGCAAUUGCGUGAGAUCAUCAAGAAGGAGAGACCGGUACCCAUAGAAAAGAGUUCCAACAAGAUGCCAGAGGAGAUGCUAGACGAAAGAAAGCACUCCGUCUUCUACAGUGACGAUGGUGGAUUCGGAGCAACCCAUGAAGAAGGUCAGCCAGGAGAAGAGAUUUACUACCUAGGUAUCAUUGACUGUCUGACUCAUUAUGGUUUCAUCAAAAGAGUUGAGCAUCUUUGGAAAGGCAUGUCUAACAACAAAUCUCAAAUCUCGCCCAUCCCGCCUGAAGACUAUGGUGAUCGCUUUGUAAAGUUCAUGAGCGGAUUGACCAUGACAAAGGAAGAAUCCGAAAGAAUCUCGCAAGCGGGUAACCAUGUUGAUGGCUCCGGAAUGGUUAGCAACAGAAAGCCGAGCUGGUCCAUUUCACGGAAGUCUACAGACAAAGUCAUCGAGAGGGCAGAAAAGCAAGCCUACAAGUCUGAAAAGGAAAGCGCGAGUGAAGACCCUUCAAAAGACUUGACGUUAAGCGCUGUGCGACACCCGAGUCCUGACCGAAGUGGGGGAGGGGGAGGGGCAAUCCUACCAGUGGUUGAAGAAGAUGCAGAAGGGGCCAGUAGAGAGGCCAGCAUCCGUCGUGAGAAGACCCGGUCACCAAAUCCCCCAAAUUAUGAGCCGCCAACCCCCGCCGCAACCUCGAAAGCAGACUCGGGGCCCGCACAAUUACCUUCCAUACCUCAUCUGAACAGGCUGAGCAUUGGCAUUGGUUCGGGAUGA
Bacidia gigantensis is the source of this 933-nucleotide messenger RNA. RefSeq lists its product as uncharacterized. The transcript is spliced from 2 exons. Gene Ontology annotation, molecular function: phosphatidylinositol kinase activity. Bases 1 to 933 code for a protein of 310 amino acids. The record is from RefSeq and is a predicted model, not a curated record. Lineage: Eukaryota; Fungi; Ascomycota; Lecanoromycetes; Lecanorales; Ramalinaceae. Gene Ontology annotation, biological process: phosphatidylinositol metabolic process.